AUGGCGUCUCUAAUUGUUCACCUGCUCCUGGUGGGGACUUGUGUAUUGGUUGUCGCGGGGACUAAUUUACUGGGGAAUGGUGACUUUGAGUCGGCUACCCUAGGUACCUACUGGAGUAAAUCGGGAUGUUCCUGGGCCAUUAGUACGACAGAGAAACGUGGAGGAGCGCAGAGUGUUCUCAUCACCUCAAGGUCCAAUAACUGGGCAGGACUUGGCUAUUUCAUCCAAACACCUGACGUCACUUCCGGUAAACUGUAUGCUUUCGUUGGAUACAUUAAGUUGGAGAACCUUGCGGCUGGCUUCCUGUAUCAUGAUGUAUUUGUGAAGUUACGGGUAGAAACACUCGACGGUAGCAAAAGUUACUCCAAUCUUAGCAUUCAUCCUCGUCUGCGACCAGGGUCCUGGCAUGAAGUGGGCGGGGACUUCAAACUCCCGGAAAAUGUUAAAGAAAUCAAAAUUUAUAUCCAGAUUGAGGAAAAAGAUGUGAAUUAUUUCUUCGAUGACGCAAGUCUCCUUGAACUUGUGCCGGACCCAAACUGGAAGUCUAAUGCUGAAUCGGACAUUGAUUUGAACCGUAUGGUUACAUUAAAUAUCAUUGUGCGAAAAGUCAAGGGGAUCAAGCUUAAACAAUUUACGAUAGAGGUAAUAACGUUCUGUUUUACGGUUGAGCAAAAACGGAGUGAAUUUGGACACGGUACAGCACUCCAGGCAAAGCUGUGGACCAACUCCAGCUACUCAGUCUUCAAAGAUUUCGUGCAUAAUACUCUCAGACCGGAGUGGGGUGUCCUGAUAAACGCUCUUAAGUGGAGGGGUAUGAGAUGGACCGAGGAUAACUUAAGAUUUGACGACGCAAACGCCACACUCAACGACCUGCUGGAUCACGGGAUGUCGAUUCGUGGACAUAACGUGUUCUGGAGCGUUGAACAAUGGGUUCCUGACUGGGUGCAGAGUAUAACAGAUCCUGCAGAGAUGUUGUCCAAAAUUAAUGGCAGAAUUAGUGAGGCUGUAACUCUCACCAAAGGGAGACUUGCGCAUUGGGAUGUAAACAAUGAGAAUCUUCACGAUGACUUCUACGAGAGGACGACGGGAAAUAUAAACAUCACCAUGGAUAUGUUCCGGGAUAUGAACGCAGCCGAACCAAACACAGAGCUCUUUCUCAACGACUUUGGUGUCGUCAAUCAAGGUAGAUACACAACGGCCUUAAAGGACCAGGCCAGGAGUUUUAUAGACAACCAAGUACCUAUUCAUGGUAUCGGAGUUCAGAGCCAUUUUGGAUCUACCGAUAUAGAUAUGACGCAACUCAAGUAUCGGUUGGACAAGGUGGCCGAGGCUGGUCUCCCUAUAUGGGUAACAGAGAUGUCCAUUCAGGGGUCAAACUUUACGGCAAAGGCGGAAGCCCUGGAGGAUGUGCUCACAAUGUACUUCAGUCACAGGAGUGUGGCAGGCGUGAUUCUCUGGGGAUUCUGGGGUGCUUCCCUCAAAUGGCCAACCAACGGUGGCACGGAACCAACGGUUGCUGUGAAUAAAGCAGGCCAAAAGUACAUGGAUCUUGUUAACACCGCCUGGAGAACUAACUGGUCAGCAAAGUUAAAAACCUACAAGAACAGGAGGUACUUCAAGGGGAAAUACACAAUCCAAGUCAAAAAGAAUGACGAAGUUCUCAAAACCAUCGAUUUCGACUUACUUAAACAACGAAAACUGAAAUUGAAAGUAAAAGGAACAGAUGACUCACCGAAGGUAACAGCAAAGCUCACCUGA
Ylistrum balloti is the source of this 1758-nucleotide messenger RNA. RefSeq lists its product as uncharacterized. The coding region runs from base 1 to 1758 and encodes 585 amino acids. Gene Ontology annotation, biological process: carbohydrate metabolic process. Gene Ontology annotation, molecular function: hydrolase activity, hydrolyzing O-glycosyl compounds. NCBI's taxonomy places the organism in Eukaryota, Metazoa, Mollusca, Bivalvia, Pectinida, Pectinidae. The transcript is spliced from 13 exons. The record is from RefSeq and is a predicted model, not a curated record.